Molecule: messenger RNA, 2056 nt
Organism: Ylistrum balloti
Lineage: Eukaryota; Metazoa; Mollusca; Bivalvia; Pectinida; Pectinidae
Product: endoplasmic reticulum resident protein 29-like
Exons: 4
Coding region: 1-759 (252 amino acids)
Biological process (GO): protein secretion
Cellular component (GO): endoplasmic reticulum; endoplasmic reticulum lumen
Source: RefSeq, a predicted model, not a curated record
AUGAUGGCGACGAAAAGCAUGUAUCUUGUCGGUCUUGCAGUUGUAGUUGUGUUAUUUCAAACAGUUGUCGCUGAUGGCGUUAAAGGAUCAGUUCAACUUAAUUCGGGCGUCUUCGAGAAAAUCCUGAGGAAACACAAAGCAGUUUUGGUAAAGUUUGAUGAGACUUAUCCGUACGGUGAGAAACAGGAUGCCUUCAAGGAGGUGGCUGCUGCAACAUUGUCACAAGAUGACAUUCUGGUGUCAGAAGUUCAAGUCCAAGAUUAUGGUGAUAAAGAGAAUGCAGAUUUGGCAGAAAGGUUCAGUGUGACAAAAGAUGACUUUCCUGUCUAUUUUUUGUUCAUGUCUGGAGAUGCAGAAAACCCGAAAAAAUUCCUCGGCAAUGUGAAAAAUGCUGACGACAUAAAAAAAUUCCUUAUGAGGGAAUCAGGUCUUUGGCUUGGCUUACCUUCAUGCCUAGAAGAUUAUGAUAAAAGAGUGAAAGAAUUUUUGAAGGCGAGUGGAGAUAAACGUCAAGACAUUUUAGCUACUGCAGAGGAAGAAGCUUCAAAAGAAAGUGACGAAUCAAAGAAAAGAUCUGCUGACAUUUAUGUUAAAACUAUGAAAAAAAUAGUUGAAAAAGGAACAGAAUUUGUUGAUUCAGAAAUUACAAGGGUAGAAAAACUGAAAGAUGGAAAAGUUAGUGAUAAAAAGAAAGAACAAUUAAAUGAACGACUAAAUAUUUUAACUUCUUUCCAGUUACUUCAGAGGGACGAGUUGUGAAUGUUUCAUUUCUGUCUUCCACUUUCAUCAAAUUUUACACAUUUUCCAUUAAAAAAGUAAAAUAAGAUUUUGAAGUGCACUGCUCAUUCUUUAUUUAUAUAAAGUUAGAAAUCCCACCCAAAAAUAUGACAGAGACUUCUAAUUUGAUAUUUCUCAUUUGUGUUUUUAUGACAUGUAUGAGGUGAGCAAAAUUUUCUCAACAUUUUGUAAGGAACUACGGAAAUUCUGAUAAAUAUGUUUUUAUCAGCUUUAAAGCUUCCUUUAUUUACUCAAGUUGUAGAAGUAAACCAAAUUCUUUGUGAAUAAGUCCUGGAGUAUCAAGGAUGGUUCCAGGGGUACAGAGAGUGAAAGUGAUGGUAACCCCUGGAGUAUCAAGGAUGGUUCAAGGCGUACAGAGCCAGGGUACAGAGAAUGAAAGUGAUGGUUAGCCCUGGAGUAUUCAGGAUGUUCCAGGGGUAAAGAGAGUGAAAGUGAUAGUAACUCCUGGAGUAUUAAGGAUGCAUACAUGGUAGUUUUGCAUUACCAUUAUGUUGUAGUGUCAGUUAAACCUUGUAAACAGUUUUGAAAAGCCAAGUUGUUUUCUAAAUAUCAUAACUGUAUUUUUAAAUGAAUGGCUAUGAUGUAGAAUGAACUUCUGCUGUCUUUACAUAUCUAUAGUAAAUAGUGAGUUUAGACUUCAUCGACAAGGCAACUGUACAGCUUUACUGUAAUUCAUGUUUUUAAGUUUUAAAUAGUGUUGCGUAAUAUAAAGACACAUUUCUGUGUAUAUGGUUAUAAGGCUGUGGACCAACCUCACUUGGUGUCUGUGGUUAUAAGGCUGUGAACCAACCUCACUUGGUGACUGUGGUUAUAAGGCUGUGGACCAACCUGACUAAGUGUCUGUGGUUAUAAGGCUGUGGACCAACCUGACUUAGUGUUUGUGGUUAUAAGGCUGUGGACCAACCUGACUUAGUGUUUGUGGUUAUAAGGCUGUGGACCAACCUGACUAAGUGUCUGUGGUUAUAAGGCUGUGGACCAACCUCACUUGGUGUUUGUGGUUAUAAGGCUGUGGACCAACCUCACUUGGUGACUGUGGUUAUAAGGCUGUGGACCAACCUGACUUGGUGACUGUGGUUAUAAGGCUGUGGACCAACCUGACUAAGUGUCUGUGGUUAUAAGGCUGUGGACCAACCUCACUUGGUGACUGUGGUUAUAAGGCUGUGGACCAACCUGACUAAGUGUCUGUGGUUAUAAGGCUGUGGACCAACCUCACUUGGUGACUGUGGUUAUAAGGCUGUGGACCAACCUGACUAAGUGU